CCGGAAGCGGCGGGCGGCAGCCAUGACGGAAGGCAGGAAAAGGCGGAGCUUGCGACUUCAAGCCGAGAGGCGGCUGCCUGCUAAUAAGGGAGUAGCUCCUGAGGGGAUCAGUGUGCAAACAGGGUGGAGAUGGAGAUUAAAUCCUUCAUAGACAACUGCCAUUAAAACUUUGUAAUUGAACUACAGAUGUUGAAAAGGGGAACAGCGGAACAUUAAAUACCAUCACCUGGAACAUUUAGCUCAUUAAUUGAAAAAAAUGAAAGGAUUGACUGAAGAUCACCUGUACCUGGACUACAUUAAUCAGAAUGCAGAUUGUGUAUUUCCUCUCCACACCUCCAUAUCCUUGUUUUUGUUGUCAUACUGUGACUGCAAGACAUUCAGAGUAUUUUUAGUACUGCCAGGUGAUACAGCUUCAGAUGCCCAGCCUAAAGACACAGUAUUUCCCAAGGAUCUGGAUAUUUGCUUCAUCAAAAGAUGUCAACUUCCUUUGGUGGUCCAGAGCUGCUGUUUACCUGCUGUUGUCAAGAAGAAUGGAAGAUUUUGUCGAGCAGGACUUGCUGUGGUAUUGAGGCACAUAGUACAAAAAACAUAUGAAGCAGAUCCGUCAAAGGAGGACAUUUUGGAACUCUUGGGAUUUAAAAAGACCUGCUUGAAGGCUUGUGCUGAAGUUAGUGGAUGGACCAGACUUUGUGAAAUCAGCAUCCCUCAGGCAGUUGAAAACUUUCUGAGCGUGUCUUCGGAUCAGGUUCAGAGUAUUCCGGAGGAAGUAUUACGGUUUGAAAAGAAGCUGGGAGAGCCUGUAAGAGUACAUAACGAUGACAAAAUUCGAAGACAGAAAGUUCAGCAGCAAAAGACAUUCGUCAAGGAAGCAUGUAAAGAUGUUUCUUCACAAGAGGGAAGAUUAGCAGAAAAUCUGGAGUCCUCUCCUGCAGAACUGGAGCUGAGUUUAGCUUUAUCUAAAUUAACUGUGCAAAAAACACCAGUUGCUGCCAAAAGGGAGCCCUCUCAUAUUAGGAAGAUGAAAACAUCUGAAUUGCCACUCUUGGAACACGUUUUUGCUGAAGGGCUAUACUUCACUUUGGCUGAUGUAGUCCUCUUUCCAUGCAUCCAUCAUUUUUUUGGUUUCAGCAAGAAACACCAAGAGAACUUGUUAAGAUUGCCAUUGAUAUCUAGUUGGUUCCAGAGAGUUCAGGAAGUACCUGGAAUAAAGAGAGCUGCUGCCAAAUGCAAUAUGCAAUUUUUACCCCAUCAAGGCUCAGUCUCUUUAUCAGAUGAACACAUGCAGUUUAUCUGCACAGCUUCUGAUGAGCCACAGGAAGAGCAUGAAGACACUUCAUUUAUAGGUGGACCAAGGCCAACCAUGACAAAAUUAAUGAAAAGUGGUAUUGAAGCAACAUUUUCCCCUCAUCCUUGCCCUAAUUGGACUCUAGAUUGGGACAGUCUGCCAGCAGCGGUUAAUCCAGGAGAAGGAAAAAUGUCCAGUGAUCGCGCUUUUAGGAAACAGCAACAGCUCAACAAUAUGGUGGCCUUAGUGAAAAAGCUGGCUAAACCUGGAGAUAAAAUUGUGGAUUUUUGCAGUGGUGGGGGCCAUGUUGGAAUUGUCCUUGCUCACGUACUUCCAUCAUGUCAGGUCAUAUUGGUAGAAAAUAAAGAGUUGUCACUGGCACGUGCUGAAGAAAGAAGCAGUGUGCUAGGAUUAGACAACAUUUGGUUCAUCCAAGCAAAUAUGGACUAUUUUAAAGGAAAUUUUAAUAUAGGGGUAGCACUGCAUGCUUGUGGUGUGGCAACAGACAUGGUGAUUGAACGCUGUGUCAAAGCUCAUGCAGCAUUUGUUAUCUCUCCAUGUUGUUAUGGCUUCAUUCAGAACACAGCCAAGUUUGCAUUUCCACAAAGCCGUCAGUUCAAGGAAGUGUUAUCCUAUAAGGAGCACAUGAUUCUUUGCCGAUUUGCUGAUCAGACAGCUGCCCAGCUUCCCCCUGAACGCAGGCAAAUAGGUAAACACUGCAUGGGACUGGUGGAUCUGGACCGGGCUUGGGCAGUGGAAAAAUGCAACUACUCUGCGCAAGUGAUAUCAAUGGAACCAGAGACAUGUUCCCCAAAGAACAACUUGAUAGUGGGUGUCCCAAUUUAGUUCAAAGGGCUUUUCUGAUCAAUUUGAAUUAAUAAUCACUCCUUGUGAUCAAAGUCCAGUAACAUUUUGGAGAUACAAACUGCAGCUGUGAAGCAGACAGUGCACAUCUUGAAUCCAUUGUCUCCAAAAUAAGGAAGCCGAGAGGAAAGGGGUUGGCAGUGGGGCUGCUUGCAAAGCUUCCUAAAUCCUCCUUGAAAUGUGCGAUUAAAUGACAGCUGGUUCUCAGAGCAGGAAUAUCCCAAAAUGUCCAUCUGCCCCCACAGUAAUACCAAUAAAGGUUUUUU
Messenger RNA from Podarcis muralis (Common wall lizard), 2415 nucleotides. Lineage: Eukaryota; Metazoa; Chordata; Lepidosauria; Squamata; Lacertidae. The record is from RefSeq and is a predicted model, not a curated record.